Pelecanus crispus (Dalmatian pelican) is the source of this 1930-nucleotide messenger RNA. NCBI's taxonomy places the organism in Eukaryota, Metazoa, Chordata, Aves, Pelecaniformes, Pelecanidae. The record is from RefSeq and is a predicted model, not a curated record.
GAGAUUUGUCCUCACCAAGAUGAGAGUCAUUCCAAAAGGAGCUUUUGCAGGACUUGGUGACCUAGAGAAAAUAGAGAUCUCACAGAAUGAUGCCUUGGAGGUCAUAGAAGCAAAUGUGUUUUCCAAUCUUCCCAAACUACAUGAAAUAAGAAUUGAGAAGGCCAACAACCUUGUGUACAUUGAUCAAGAUGCCUUCCAACACCUUCCAAGCCUCAGAUAUUUGUUAAUAUCAAACACUGGCCUUCGGUUUUUACCUGCUGUCCGUAAGAUACAGAGCUACAGAGCCUUCCUCCUAGAUAUUCAAGACAAUAUCAAUAUACGUACAAUUGAAAGAAAUUCAUUCACGGGCCUGAGUUCUGAAAGUGUAAUUCUAUGGCUAAAUAAAAAUGGGAUUCGGGAAAUUGAGAAUCAUGCAUUUAAUGGAACCUACCUGGAUGAGCUAAAUCUAAGUGAUAAUCACAACCUAGAAAAAUUACCAAAUGAGGUCUUCCAAGGAGCCAAUGGGCCUAUUGUUCUGGAUAUUUCAAGAACAAGAAUCAGUUUCCUGCCAAGUCAUGGAUUAGAACUCAUUAAGAAGCUAAGAGCAAGGUCUACAUACAAUUUAAAAAAGCUUCCCGAUUUAAGCAAAUUUAGAUCUUUGAUUGAGGCAAACUUCACCUAUCCUAGCCAUUGCUGUGCGUUUACAAACUGGAAAAGGCAAAACACUGAAUUACAUCCAAUAUGCAGCAUAUCUCAGGCCAAGCAAGACCUUGAUGAGCAGCCUGGCGAUAAGAUACAUAGGCGAUCUGCAGCUGAAGAUUAUAUUUCCAACUAUGGCAUAGGAUUUGACCCAGCAGAGAGUGAAUUUGACUAUGGUUUAUGCAAUGAAGUAGUUAACGUAGCUUGCUCACCUAAACCUGAUGCUUUCAAUCCAUGUGAAGAUAUCAUGGGAUACAACAUUCUGAGAGUCCUGAUAUGGUUUAUCAAUAUUUUAGCUAUCACUGGGAACAUUGUUGUCCUCAUCAUUUUAAUAAGCAGUCAAUACAAACUCACCGUACCUCGUUUUCUAAUGUGCAAUCUUGCAUUUGCAGAUCUCUGCAUAGGUAUCUAUCUGUUGUUUAUUGCAUCUGUAGAUAUCCAGACCAAAAGCCAGUAUUACAACUAUGCCAUAGACUGGCAAACUGGGGCAGGAUGCAAUGCUGCAGGAUUUUUUACAGUGUUUGCAAGUGAACUGUCAGUCUACACACUGACUGUGAUAACUCUGGAAAGGUGGCAUACCAUCACCUAUGCCAUGCAACUGGACCGCAAAGUUCGAUUUCGUCAUGCUGUGAUUAUAAUGAUUUUUGGCUGGAUGUUUGCUUUCACUGUGGCACUUCUUCCCAUAUUUGGAGUCAGCAGCUACAUGAAGGUCAGCAUCUGUUUGCCCAUGGAUAUAGAAACACCAUUUUCUCAGGCUUAUGUUAUAUUUCUUUUAGUGUUGAAUGUACUCGCAUUUGUGAUCAUAUGUGCCUGCUACAUCUGCAUCUACUUUACUGUGAGAAACCCUAAUGUAAUCUCUUCAAACAGUGACACCAAGAUUGCCAAGCGCAUGGCCAUACUGAUCUUCACGGACUUCCUCUGCAUGGCACCAAUAUCUUUUUUUGCAAUAUCAGCCUCACUCAAGGUUCCUCUCAUCACAGUGUCCAAAUCCAAGAUCCUUCUGGUUUUGUUUUACCCCAUCAAUUCCUGUGCUAACCCUUUUCUUUAUGCCAUUUUCACAAAGACUUUCCGCAGGGAUUUCUUCAUCCUGUUGAGCAAGUUUGGUUGCUGUGAAAUGCAAGCCCAGAUUUACAGAACAGAGACCUCCUCAUGUGCGCAUAAUUUCCACACUAGAAAUGGCCAUUGCCCUCCUGCAUCAAAAAACAGUGAUGGGACUAUUUAUUCAUUGGUUCCUAUGAAUCACUUGAACUGA